CGAAUGUUUUCGCAAUUUCUCCUUGUUUUGUCACAAUUCUAGUCGGGCGUUGAGCGAGUUGUACUCUUUGUAUUUUCUCUCGUUUUCAUAUGUUGUAUAUUUUUUCGUUUUUCUAACUUCUAUAAAAAGGGUUGUAAUUUUCGACUGCGAAUCCGUUUAAAAUUACGAUUUCAAAAAAGAAGACGACGAUUUGGUGCGAAAAAACAAGGGAGGGGUAAAGUCAGCCACUGUGAAAUAACCUAUUACUGUACUGUAUUGAAGCCAGAUAAUGGCAUGGCAUGUAUUCGAGAAGCUUUUAGAGGGAGUCGCAAAUUAUUCAACUUUUAUUGGAAAACUAUGGAUUACUUUUUUCUUCAUUUUCAGAAUUAUUAUGGUUGCAAGUGUAGGAGACACCGUUUACAGCGAUGAACAGUCACAGUUUAUAUGUAAUACUUUACAACCUGGUUGUACUAAUGUUUGUUUCAAUAGGUUUUCUCCGAUUUCACAAAUCAGAUUUUGGGCGGUACAAAUUCUUUUCGUUGGAAUGCCCAGCGUGAUAUUUAUUGUUUUCGCCAUGCAUAAAAUGUCAAGCCUAUCUCACCAAGAACAAGAAGACCAAAAUCAUGCUUCACGUCGAGACGGACGCUAUGAAGGAAGUCAGAGUGUUGAUUACGAUCACAAAGCACGAAGAAGGCGAGGAAAUGAAAAUACGAGCGAAAAAAGUGUUGAAGCGAGAGGCAGCAACCAAACGAGUCUCCCACAGUAUGAUGACGUCGCAAAUGGGAAACAGCGACCUGCUAAUGGAGUUGUCAAGAUGAAAGAUCCCAGAAAGAGUUCUUCUAAUCACAGUAAAGAAAGUGUUUAUACAGACAAAAGAUUGGCUGCUCAAGUUAUUACUAUGCCAGGGGAAGAAAAGAAGAAGGUGCGGAUGAAAACUGUUUAUAACAAAGAUGGAAAAUCUGAAGUCGUUAAAACACCAUCGAUAGCUCGAGCAUAUUUCGCUCAAACUAUUAUCACAACAUGUAUCGAAGGCCUAUUUCUAGUUUUACAAUAUAACAUGUAUGCUUUCCAAGUUCACGAAUUAUACGAAUGCGAAGGUGAUCCGUGCCCAAAACAAGUGGAUUGUUACGUAUCAAGGCCCCAGGAAAAGACGCUUUUUCUUUUAUUCAUGUAUGCAAUGACGUCUUUAUCAAUAUUAAUCAAUGUGGUUGAACUACUACAUUUGAUAAGAAAAUACGUUUGUGGAUCAAACAACACAAAAGGUGGCAGCUCAAUGAAAAGACUCAUGGGAUAUCACAGGCCACAUCAUGGAACAAGACGCCGAAGAAGACGAUACAGUUCCCGGUAUGUUCCGGGAGGAGCAUAUCCAUCGUUGGGGCCGUUUCCACGAACGCACGAAAAUUCAUUCAGUGACCUCAGUGGGAGCGAUUCAAUGGACAGUGAUUACAGAUAUUACAGCAAGUGAACAAAAAACUUCAAAAUAUCCGGUUUAUACAAAAAUAUUCUUUUUUUUAAUUUUUUUUUGCAGUAUAUCGUCAUUAUUAUUAUAUUUUUGUACAUGAUGUUCCACAAUGUGCCUUUUCUUCAAUAUCAUGCAGUUUAUUGCAUAUGUUAUUUAUUUGUAUUUAAAUGUUUUAUUGAUGUCAUUUUCUUUUCAUACUACGCAGCAUGUCUUCCAACAUGCAAUUUAUUUUGACACCAUGACUAUAACAUCUGUUCCAAAUCAUACUCCAAAAUCAAUUAUAAAAAUUUAUAAAGCCACUAGACAUCGAAAUUACUUCCAAUUGAUCAUUACCUAAUGUAUUUUCGUAUGGUCUGAGAGUAAAACAAAAU
Styela clava is the source of this 1812-nucleotide messenger RNA. Its product is annotated as gap junction delta-2 protein-like. Gene Ontology annotation, biological process: cell-cell signaling. NCBI's taxonomy places the organism in Eukaryota, Metazoa, Chordata, Ascidiacea, Stolidobranchia, Styelidae. Gene Ontology annotation, cellular component: connexin complex. The record is from RefSeq and is a predicted model, not a curated record. Gene Ontology annotation, molecular function: gap junction channel activity.